This is a messenger RNA of Acanthamoeba castellanii str. Neff, 1407 nucleotides long. RefSeq names its product LBP / BPI / CETP family, Nterminal domain containing protein. NCBI's taxonomy places the organism in Eukaryota, Discosea, Longamoebia, Acanthamoebidae. The transcript is spliced from 10 exons. The record is from RefSeq and is a predicted model, not a curated record. Gene Ontology annotation, molecular function: lipid binding. Bases 1 to 1407 code for a protein of 468 amino acids.
AUGAGGAGCGCCACCCUGUGCCUGGUCGUGGCGACACUGCUCCUGGUCACGUCCUCUUCGGCUCGGUUUUCCAGCAACCAGACGCUUCCAGGCCUCAAAGUCACGCUCACACAAGGCGGCCUCGACUACGCGAAGGAAGUGACGCUGCAGCUGGUGCAGAAGCAGUUUCAGACCAUCGAUGUGCCCGACCAGAGUGGAUCCGCACCAGCGUCCAUACUGGGCACGAUCGACUGGAGCCUCACCUCCAUCGUCCUCUCCGGACUCUCCAUUUCGAGUUCGUCGACCAUCGCCAUCCAACCCAGCACUGGCAUCGCCGUUACCAUCAACGGUGCGUCGUUGACGGCCAACAUGAACUUUGGCUACCGCCAGGAAAACUGGCCGCACAUUAACGGGGGCGGCAGCCUCACGAUCGGAAUGUCGGGCACGACGAUCCCCAUCCUCCUCCAGCUGGGCGAGAACAGCGACCGCCAGCUCACCGUCUCCGACCUGUCCACGUCCUGCAGCAUCGGCUCCCUCUCCGUCCAGGAGUCCGGCGGACCCAGCUGGCUCAUCGACUUCGUCUUGAAUGUGCUGAGCGGUAUCAUCAAGAAUGCCGUCCAGAACGCCGUGGGUCCGGCCAUCGCCAACAUCAUCAACAACAAUGUCAAUCAGGCGCUGCACACGCUCCCGAUGCAGCAGGACAUUCUGGGCAUCUUGGAGCUGGACUACUCGUUCGUCGCGCCGCCCACGCUCGGCCAAGGCUACCUCACGGUCAACUCGCGCGCCGAGGUAUUUGUCGACUCAUACGUGCCCAACUCCGCGCUCUACGCCCUCUACACGGGCGGCUAUCUCCAGGCCGAGCUCCAGGACAAGGACAUUCCUUCGUGGGUGCCGAUUAGGUUGAACACGACCUUCUGGACACCGAUCAUUCCGGCGCUGGCGAUGUACCCGGACAUGCUGAUGGUGAUGCAGGCGCAAGCCUCCAGCCCGCCAUCGAUCGCCUUCCAGCCGCUGGGCAUCGACGCCACGGCGCCGGUGCAGUUCACCGUGUCGGCGGUCCCCUACACGAACAACCUCAUCCCGCUCUUUGCCUUUGGGCUCACCGUCACCGCCAACGCCACCGCGAAGGUGGUCGGCACCACCAUCUCUGGAGAUCUGGUUAACCUCAACUGCUCACUCCACCUGUUGUGGUCGAACAUUGGACCCCUCACGAUCGACCUGAGCUGGAUCGCGCCGGUCCUGUGCACCUACCUCAUGAAGCCGCUCGCCAACUAUGGCCUCGAGCAGGGCAUCAAGAUCCCCGUCGUCGACGGCGUGUCCCUGAAUGCGGUCACCCUGAACUCCAGCCAGGGCUUCCUCGCAGUGACCACCAACGUCACCUACACCCCGCCCGUAGCGAGCACUUCAUCUGUGCUCCUCACCAUCUGA